AAAAAAAAACUAAAAAAGAUACUCAAAAUGUCUUCAAUUGAAAAAUCUCUUCUGCCUAUUAUCUUUCUUUCAAUUUUUGUUGUAAAAAUAUUCUCUCAAAGUGCCGGAUUACCUCCACCACCUCCCUUUUUGGAAGGCGCACCGCAAAAUAAAAUUACCGAAUUUCAUCAAUUAUUAAUAAAAAGUGGACAAAAAACAGAUGGAGAAAUUGAACAAUUAGUUAAGGAUUGGAUAGCUGAACAGACUCCUGAAAUUCAGGCAAAAUAUGCAAAGUUUGAAGAAGCUAAAAGCAAAGCAGAAGCUGAAGCAGAAAAAUUGCAUCAAGCGGCAAUUGCGAAGUUUAGCUCAGCAGCUAAAGAGGCCGAUGCUAAAUUGAGUUCAAUCGCCAAAAAUCCAACAUUGCCAGCACAAGAAAAGAAUAAACUUAUCCAAGAUUUUAUGCAAAAUUUAAAACCAGAAAUACGAAGUGAAAUAGAGAAGUCUAUGCAACAAUGA
Molecule: messenger RNA, 495 nt
Organism: Meloidogyne enterolobii
Lineage: Eukaryota; Metazoa; Nematoda; Chromadorea; Rhabditida; Meloidogynidae
Source: the annotation of a GenBank genome assembly